Messenger RNA from Sphaeramia orbicularis (orbiculate cardinalfish), 2403 nucleotides. RefSeq names its product 6-phosphofructo-2-kinase/fructose-2,6-bisphosphatase 2-like. Gene Ontology annotation, biological process: fructose metabolic process; fructose 2,6-bisphosphate metabolic process. Bases 236 to 1846 code for a protein of 536 amino acids. Gene Ontology annotation, cellular component: cytosol. Gene Ontology annotation, molecular function: ATP binding; 6-phosphofructo-2-kinase activity; fructose-2,6-bisphosphate 2-phosphatase activity. Lineage: Eukaryota; Metazoa; Chordata; Actinopteri; Kurtiformes; Apogonidae. The record is from RefSeq and is a predicted model, not a curated record. The transcript has 17 exons.
AGACGCCGGGUGGGAGGAGCUACGACAUCCGUGAAGACGACGGUUAGUGUCUAGCGGCGUGAAAGCAGUCUGAUGGAACAAGUGUAACGAAGAAAUAACAAUACCUCUGUUGCACCUGCUGUCUGUUGGUCCUGUCCUCUACAGAGAAAUGCUGACCUCAUCUCACCACUGACCAGUGUUCAUUGAGUUAUCAGGCCAACUAUCAAAGGACAGCAGGACUCUGAAGGGCCUGGACAUGGCUGACAAGCAGCAGAGACCUGCUGCUGCAUCAGAUGGCUCAGCUGAAAGCAAAAGGACGGACGUCAGGGUCAACGAGAAGAAAUGCUCUUGGGCAUCCUACAUGACCAAUUCUCCAACAGUGAUAGUGAUGAUUGGUUUGCCUGCCAGGGGGAAAACCUACAUGUCCAAGAAGCUGACACGCUACCUCAAUUGGAUCGGAGUGCCAACUAAGGUGUUUAACCUUGGAGUUUAUAGGAGGGAAGCCGUGAAGUCAUACAAGUCUUAUGACUUCUUUAGACAUGACAACAAGGAAGCAAUGCAAAUUAGAAAACAGUGUGCUCUGGUGGCACUGCAGGAUGUCAAGUCUUACCUAAAUGAGGAAGGAGGACAGAUUGCCGUAUUCGAUGCCACAAACACCACCAGAGAAAGGAGAGAACUUAUCCUUAAUUUUGUGAAGGAUAAUGCAUACAAGGUUUUUUUUGUGGAAUCCAUUUGUGAUGAUCCAGAUGUUAUUGCUGCAAAUAUCCUGGAUGUGAAAGUGUCCAGUCCAGACUACCCUGAGAGAGGCCGAGAAAGUGUCAUGGAGGACUUUCUGAAGAGAAUAGAGUGUUAUAAAGUAACUUACCAACCUUUGGAUCCUGAUGAACAUGACAAGAACUUGUCCUUCAUCCAGGUCAUCAAUGUUGGCCGUCGUUUCUUAGUCAACAGGGUACAGGAUUACAUCCAGAGUAAGAUUGUCUACUACCUCAUGAAUAUCCAUGUCCACUCCCACUCCAUCUACCUCUGUCGGCACGGAGAGAGCCAUCAUAAUGUGGAGGGACGCAUCGGAGGAGACUCUGAGCUGUCUGACAACGGGAAGCAGUUUUCAGUAGCUCUGAAGUCUUUUGUUGAAGAACACAGUCUGACGGACCUGAAGGUUUGGACGAGUCAGCUAAGGCGUACCAUUCAGACGGCAGAGGAGCUGGGGGUUCCUUAUGAACAGUGGAAAAUCCUGAAUGAAAUAGAUGCUGGAGUGUGUGAAGAGAUGACAUACAAGAUGAUAGAGGAAACAUACCCAGAGGAAUAUGCCAUGAGGGACCAGGACAAGUACCACUAUCGCUACCCAGGAGGAGAGUCCUACCAGGACCUGGUUCAGCGGUUGGAGCCAGUCAUCAUGGAGCUGGAGCGACAGGGCAACGUGUUGGUCAUCUGUCAUCAGGCUGUCAUGCGCUGCUUGCUCGCCUACUUCCUGGACAAGAGUGCAGCUGACCUCCCGUAUAUGAAGUGUCCACUGCACACUGUCCUUAAACUCACCCCUGUGGCUUAUGGGUGUAAAGUGGACAUGUUCGACUUGAAGGUGAAGGCCGUCAACACUCACAGGGACAGACCAUUAAAACAAGUCAGAGCUGAUACAGUUCCGCCAGCAUUCCUCCGAAGGAACAGUUUCACUCCCCUGUCCAGCCAAGACCAGAUUAAACGACCUCGACUGUACAGCGCAGGCAACCCUCCACAGCCCCGCACGUCACAUGCCCCCACUUUACCCAGCAUGCCGUUUUCAGAGGCAUCUGAAGGACCAGAGUUGUUUCAAAGCCAGGACUGUCUAAAUGGAUUCAGUGCAGCAGACGCAGAUGACUGUGUUCGGAAUUGAAGAAGCACAGAAUCAGGUUUUCAUCCACAUGGAUUCAUCACCAGUUCUGAGGACCAGCAGUGGGAAAUACCAGCCAGCUUCAGUUAAAUCCAUAAGCACUGUUUUAAUUGCCACAUCCUAAUAUGUAGUAUCUGUGAAGAGUCUGUUAGCGCAAAAUAUAUGUACUUUUGCCUUAAAAACUGGACUGUGCCCUAGUUUAGAUUUCUAAUGUAAAUAUUUGGAAGGACUACAGUAAUAUGCUGUAUUAGAACAUGCUGAUUGUGAAUGACAUACCUCAGUGGAUGCUGCCUUGAGUUUUAGUGGAAGAGAGUGCCUCUGUAAGGAAAACUGUGCACAGCCUUAGAUUAUCCGCUGUAGUUUCUUUUAAGCUAUUUUUUAUACAUUCCCAGGUAAUGUACAUCGUACCUCAGAUGGACAAUGUAAAGUGAGUGAUGUCUAAUUUAAGAAAAUUAAAUCACAAGUGAGUUUGUAGUUUCAUUCCUGCACCUACUCAAACAAUGUGGGUGGAUACGAGCUUUAAAAAGUAAUGAAAUGUGUGGUCUAGUCCUAUAAAAAAA